Messenger RNA from Cuscuta epithymum, 1202 nucleotides. The record is from the annotation of a GenBank genome assembly. NCBI's taxonomy places the organism in Eukaryota, Viridiplantae, Streptophyta, Magnoliopsida, Solanales, Convolvulaceae.
GAUUUCAUUAAUUGAUUAUUUACGAUAGUAUAUAGAACCCGAGAAAGUAAAAAACACUUAAAAUAGAAAAAAUAUUAAUUAAAGAAUAUUUAAAACCUUAUUUUAUACUUUUACCAUCAUAGGUUACAAUAAAAAUCUAUUUAUGGUUAAUAGUUUAUAACUUACUCCUCACUUCCCAUAAAUCCACCUCUUUCCGAAAUUCCCAUCAUAUAAACGUGCUUCUCUAUAUUUCUAAUUGCUUUUAACUUUUUAAGUUUUUCUAUCUCAGCAUUUCCCUCUGUCAUAGUACUACUAUGUUAAUAGAACAAUAAUAAAAUAUACUUCGUAUAAGAAUAUAAUAGUACUAAUAUAUACUGUGUAUAUGUCUUCUCUUGAAUCCCAUAAUAAUUUGUGUGAAGAUGAUGAAGCUGUUCACAAUGAUGAUCGGCAAGAAAGCCUUGGGUCACCACAUGAUGAUGGCCUGACUGAUUCUAACGGGGAAGGCUACUUUGACCUGCCACCGGAAUCUUUUUGUAUCCCGGUGGUUUCUGAGAAGGACUGGUUGUACCAAAAUGCAACCGUCCUCCGGAAAACCUCCCGGAAGUUGGUGUUUCCCCGUGACUCCGGUCACGGCAUGAAGAGCUCUCGGGCGUCGUUGAACCGGAUGCAUAGUCUUUCACGCAUUGCUUUUCCAGCUACUCAGAAGUCCAGAGCGGCGGAUGGCAACCACCGGAGUAAUGGGGUGAGCCUGUUCAGAAGCCAGUCUGAACCGGUUUGGAAUUUGGCCAUGCAGCAGCAGCCUGAACCGGCUUCUCCCCAUGUUACUUGUAUGGGAAGGGUCCGGUCGAGGAAGGGAGGAGUCGGGAGAAUUGGGAUAGUUAAAUGGUGCAGGACGGUUCUAAGAAACCGGUUUGGAAAAAGCCGGGAUUCGAGCUAAUUUGCAUCUCCGGUUCAAUGGUGUGAUGUAUAAACCGGCUUGGAAGAAGCCGGGAUUUGAGCAAAUUACCAAUUUCCAGUUGCACAUCAUCCAGUUCAAUGGGUCUAAUGUAUAACCCGGUCCUGAAUAAACACCGACCAGUCUCGGCCAGGUUGCAAAUCCAUAGGAGUCUUUGUUGUUGCAUAUGUAUGUUUCUUUUAGUUACUAUAUAAAAAGUAUGUAAUAAAUUAUGAGGAUUAAUCAGUUAUUCGUUCAUUAAUCACUUUUUUUUGUGAGCAUUCAAUAG